CUCAACACAAAACAAAAUUACCUUAAAAUAAUUAUAAUAAAAAAAACAUCAUGGGAUCUCUGUGUCCCAUUCGCAUGGCUGUUGGAGUGAUUGGAAAUGCUGCUUCUUUGCUGCUUUAUACUGUUCCCAUAUUGACAUUUUGGAGGGUUAUAAAGAAGAAGAGCACAGAGGAGUUUUCAUGUGUUCCAUACAUGGUUGCCCUAAUGAACUGUCUUCUUUACACUUGGUAUGGUUUACCAGUUGUAAGCAAAGGAUGGGAGAACUUCCCUGUUGUCACCAUUAAUGGCCUCGGAAUCCUUCUCGAGUUCUCCUUCAUCUUCAUCUACUUCUCGUUUGCCUCGUCUCGACCAAAGAAGAAGGCAGUUUUGGGAUUGGUGGGAGUUCUUACAGUGUUCUUCUGUGUGGGAAUGAUCUCUGCUUUUGUUCUGCAUACUCACCAUCUUCGUAAGCUCUUUGUGGGAUGCAUUGGCCUUGUUGCUUCUGUGGCCAUGUAUGCCGCUCCAUUGGUAGCCAUGAAUCAAGUGAUAAAGACGAAGAGUGUCAAGUUUAUGCCAUUUUAUUUGUCGUUAUUUUCGUUCUUUGCAAGUUCCAUGUGGUUGGCUUACGGACUCCUUAGCCAUGAUAUCUUCCUUGCGUCUCCAAAUCUAGUGGGAAGCCCAUUGGGAUUGCUUCAACUUGUGCUGUAUUGCAUCUAUAGGAACAAGGAACAUCAACAAGAAGCUGUGAAGGAGAUAGAAGGUUGUGUAGAGCCUAUGCCCAAUUGGGACAUCGAAAAGAACAAUAAUCAACAUCAAAUUCCACACCAAAAUAGCUCCCAAGUUUAGUACACCUAUACUAUACGAACAUUUUGAGCUAUGGCAAUGAAAACGUUUAUGAUCUAGUGUUACUGUUAAGGACAAAAUUUACUAAUUCAACUACUAAAC
Cucurbita maxima (winter squash) is the source of this 923-nucleotide messenger RNA. Its product is annotated as bidirectional sugar transporter SWEET3b-like. Gene Ontology annotation, biological process: carbohydrate transport. Gene Ontology annotation, cellular component: membrane. Gene Ontology annotation, molecular function: sugar transmembrane transporter activity. The record is from RefSeq and is a predicted model, not a curated record. Lineage: Eukaryota; Viridiplantae; Streptophyta; Magnoliopsida; Cucurbitales; Cucurbitaceae. The transcript is spliced from 6 exons. Bases 51 to 824 code for a protein of 257 amino acids.